UUAGCAGAGGUAGAGUGGAGAGGGUGGCUAGUUGGGAACGUCAGGAUCGGAUGGGGAUUGGUUUGUCGUGAUUUUUUACAGGUGUGAUUUGUGUUGUGUUUAUAUAGUUUAUAAAUGAAAACACUUCUUAUUUCAUUUUCUAAAGACAAUACCAACACAAGAAACCUGCAUAUACACGGACGCUGCAGUGUCAACACAUUUCGAGAAGCCCGGGGUUUGGUCAUGUGAAUUUGUGUCAAUUAUUUGCUGAGUCUGAUCGAGGCUUCCAUCAUUUUUUAAGAUCAAAUAAAUAAGUUCCUGUAACGCCGUCCAUCGCGGCUUUAAAUUAAACAAGCAUGUGUUUAUGAGUGGAGCACAGGAGAUGGGGGGCGCGCGGUUCGUCGCGUGCGCGCUGCUGCUGCUGUGUCCGCUGGCCCUGAGUCGCCACGACGAGGACUUUGCCUUCGACAACAGCGAGGAGUUCCAGGUUGAACUAACAGCAAACCAUUCAGAAAUAGCGAAAAAUGGCCUAAAAAGGUUAUGGGGUGUUCCUGACACAUCGGCCUACGUGGGACACUUGUUCCGAAUGGAAAUACCCAAACAAGCAUUCACCGGCGACGUACUAGCGUAUAAGGUCCACAGUGAAGAUGGCCGCCGAACGCCAAGCUGGCUGGCCGUGGACUCGAGACACGGGCUGAUCAGCGGCGUACCGCAACCGCAGGACCUCGGCUCGCACACCUUUACUGUCACCGCGCAUGGACGGACCCGCGGGCUCAGUGCGUCCGACUCGUUCACUAUCGAGGUGAAGAAAGCGGAAGAAAAACCCCACUCCAGAUAUGGCUCUUGCGUGGGCUCCGAAAACCGUCUAGUGCUUGCAGUCCUGGUGGACGGCGCUUUCCAGAAUAUCUCGCCGCGGCAGCGGAUACGCGCGCUCAUGGAACUCGCCAGCUUCAUGGCCCUAGACUGGGACGAGUUCUGGAUCGAGCCGUACAAGGCGGAAACGGCGCGGACGCAGUCGGUGCUGAUGAGCGGUGCCGGCUCCGCCUCGCGCAGGCACGGCGACGCCACGACUGCCAUCUGCUUGAAUGUGGGCUGUGGCGAGAAACUAUGGAGCCGACAUAAGGUGUUGGUCGCAGGUCUACGCGAGCAGUCCCGCGACGGCACGCUGGCGCACCUGCUGCGGCUGCCCGUCAUCGGCUGGAGGCUGACGGCCGUCAAGCCUGUGCCUCGGCUGAAAAGACAGUCACCGCAAGACCUGGACGACGGUUCCGGCGCGGGCUACGACAACUACGACGACGAGGAGGACGCGGGCGACUACAGCGGCUACGACGACGCCGAGGACGACGACAUUUACAAGGACGUCGACCCGCCCGCCGGGCCCGAGCUGCUGGAGCCCAAAGUGAAAAUCACUCCGUACGGCGCCGAAACAGCAUCAGAAGCCAGUAUUGUCAGUUAUUCUGCCGUCCCAGCAGCAAUUCCCAGGGGCUUCGACCAUGACCAUGUUAUCAUAGUACCCGGUGAUGAUGCCACCACCACCGAAGCCGAAACGCAGACCGUUAUAAUUCGCGCGUCCAACGAGCCCUCUUCCACCGAGCCGCCACCCUCUUCCACCACGCCCGAGGCUCCAGCUCCCACACCCGCCGCCACGUCCUCCACCACCACGACGACCACCGAGCCGCCGACCACGACGUCCACCACCUCGACGACCACCACCACCUCGACGACCACCGCGGCGGCGCUGCCUGAGACUGAAUUUACGGAAGUCACGAAGGAGGAGUCUGUCACACCAUCGGAACGAUCAAGCACAAUCUUCGGUCGGACCACUGAGACUGUGACGUUCCCAAUACCUGUGACCAAGAAACCGCCAUCGCUCAAACACCACAUGAAGAAGGUUGCCACUGCUGCUGGGAAAGCAUUUAGAUACGUGAUCCCCGCGAACCUGUUCACGGACCCCGAGGACGACAACAACCUGACAUACAGCAUGUACAUGAAGGAGGGCACCAAGCUCGGCAAGAACUCCUGGAUACAGUUCCUGCCUUCCAAACUGGAGGUGUAUGCAUUGCCUUUAGAAGCGCACGUGUCUCGCUGGAACUUCGUGAUCGAAGCACAAGAUAGCGAGGGCCGGACAGCUCAAGGACCGCUCGAUAUCACCGUCCAACAGCACAAAGCCGCCCGGACAAUCAACCACCAAUUCGUCAUGCACUUCAAACUGAACAAAACCUUCACGUACGACCUGGACUGGCAGAUCCGCGCGCUCGAAGGCAUCGUCAACCUGCUGGCCACGGACAUGCACCACAUCACCGUGCUCAACGUGUCGCAGAGCGGGGACGUCUGCGAGUUCGUGUGGACCAACGACACCCUGCCCAAGGAGACCGCGUGUCCCAUGGAUGAUAUCAAGAGACUGAUGCAGAUAAUGGAAUCGAGCCCCGAAUCUCACAUACCAUCGGAGCGCAUGCUGGACGUGAUGUCGCCCGAGCUGCAGGUGCUGGACGUGGCGUGGCGCGGCGCCGGCCGCUGCCUGGGCGCCGCGCCCGCGCCCGCCACGCGCGCGCCCGACACCUACCCGCCCGUCACGCGCAACCAGGUCGACGUGCUGCGCGCCACCGUCGGCCACCUGCUGCUCUACAAGGUGCCCGAGGACACAUUCUUCGACCCCGAGGACGGUGGCACGCGCAACCUCGCGCUGUCUCUCCGCUACCAGGACCGCAGCGAGCUGCCCGCGCCGCACUGGCUGCAGUUCGACGCGCGCAACCAGGAGUUCUACGGCCUGCCCUCCGCCACAGACGUCGGCACCGUCCACUACCAGCUGAUCGCCGAAGACUCAAGCAAGAAGAGCGCCUACGACAGCCUCAUAGUGGAAGUAAUGAAGGCACCUGCCAUAAAGCCCACCGUCGAGUUCCAGAUGACGCUGGACUACGACUUCGAGCAGCUGGCGCACAGCGCCAAGAACAAGAAAAAGAUCGUCGAGAAACUCGCUGCGCUGUUCGGGGAUAAGGACACCAGCAAUAUUAGGAUUCGGAACAUCACGGACCAUCCUCAUGCUAGCACAACUAUUAUUUGGUACAACACCAGCUUACCAAUGGACAGCUGUCCAAAGGACAAAAUAGAGACGCUCCGCAAAAUGAUAAUCGCGGACGACGGCGCUCUGAAAGACAUCGUCGACACCGUGUUCGACAAGGAGAAGGUGAUGUCGAUAACGCUGAUCCCGCUGGGGCUGUGCGGCGAGCAGAGCACGAAGAUCGUGCGGCCGCCGCCCGCCGCCGCGCCCGGCGCCGCCCCGCCGCGCGCGCCCGGCGCCGCGCCCGCCUACACCGAGUACCUCGUCACCUUCGUCAUCCCCGCCGUCGUCAUCGUCUGCAUGCUGCUCGUGGCCGGCGUCGUCGCCUGCGUGCUCUACAGGAGGCGGCGAACCGGAAAAAUGAGCGUCGGCGACGAGGAGGAGCGCCAGGCGUUCCGCUCGAAGGGCAUCCCCGUCAUCUUCCAGGACGAGCUGGACGAGCGCGCCGACGCCGAGCCCGUGCACAAGAGCCCCGUCAUCAUGCGCGAGGAGAAGCCGCCGCUGCUGCCGCCGGCGCCCGACUACCGCGCCGACGACGCGCCCUACCGCCCGCCGCCGCCCUUCGCCGCCUCGCGCACGCCGCCGCGGCCCAAGGCCACGCCCACCUACAGGAAGCCUCCCCCGUACGUCCCGCCUUAAGGCUCCUCGUCUGUGGUCCAGCUCGAUCCCGUGUCGUUCAUCGCUAACUACCAUUCUCGUUCGGAAUCAGCUUUACUAGUCGACGAUAUCCAAAUUUUUUCCUAUUUAUUUUUUUCGCCCUUCGCCGCGAUGCGCUGUAGUUAUGAAAUGCAUUUAUUACAAAAUUAUUGAUAAGUAGGGUUAGCCUCGUAUCGUCGAAACAAGGAAUUGCACGUUAACGUUUAAAGUGGCCGCGGGUUUCUUCGUCGUUAUUUAAGUCACGAAAUAGAAUUGUGAAGUUUUUUAUACAUAUUUCGAUUGUGUACGGUGGUGAAUUCGCGAAACAAUAAUUAAGUGUUAUUAUUGUUGAAGUAGAUGACGUUGUUAGCUCUUAGCGUAGGAGGAGCUCUGUCAUUAAUGAUAUCACGUCUAGUGCAACGAUUUGUGAGUGCUAACCUGAUAAGUGAUUUUGAACCUACAUACUUGCGUAAUAAGGUUCCAUUAUGAAUGUUUGUAGUAAUUUCGAAGCGAAGUCAUUUCAUGGGUAUAUUAUUUGCUCUUACAUUUUGUUGCCUAGACAUGAGAUGGAACUUCUGUAUGCGUCACAUGAAGUAUACUAUGUAACAUACGCACCGCAUUAGUAGUGAGGUUCGGCUUGAAGCGUGCCAUUUCGAACAUGUGACAUUUAAAGUAAACAUAUCGAGAACUGUAAUGUAACAUGUUAGCCUUUAGCGUAGUUCUUCCAUACACGAUAUUUUGUAACACAAUUAUGUAAGUAGUGUAUGCAUGCGACGUCGUGAUAUGAGGUGUCAGUCGCAUACACCUACAGUAGAUACCUGUCAUAAAGAUGUAUACAAUUUUUCGUCUUAUUUCUAGGGCAAAACUGUAUAAAUAUUCAUGAUGUUCACUGUAGUGUCGGGCUAGCUCGAAUCUAAUCCUAAGUUCGCCGCCGGAACGAAGUACUUUGCGUCGGCAACUGUUAAUGACAAUUAACGAUCUUGUAUUAAUAAAAAUAUACAACCGACUUUAAUCCUAGGCUACGAAUAGAUAUUUUUAAGGAUAAAAUAUCAUUUUGUACUUGUCUAAUUAUUACCAUAGGGUAUAAGGUUAACAAAUGUGUAAACGAUAGAGACUAUGAACGAAAUGAGCUAUAUAAAUAACUUUCCUUUGGAUGUAUUUUUUUCUACUGUACUCAUUUAGAGUUUGCAUUUAUAGAUCUUUUUAGUGUUAUUAUUAUACAAUUUUAUAGGACAGCGAGGUUUUUUCUUUUCUUUAUAUUUGUUUCUUAAUAGGUGUACUUAAUUGUGUACGUUAACAAAUACCGAACCAUUACUGUCAUUUGAUAGACUUAAUGUUGAUCGAUAAUACGCACAUAAUCGUAAGUUAUUCGAGUUUUUUGAGUUCGUAUAAAAUCGGCAAAAAUUUGACUCCUGAUUCUGUCAAAGACCAUUUAUAUUAUAUGUGCUUCGUGACAGGGUUAAGAAUUUAUUGACAAAGGGAUUUAAUUUUUGCGAUCAUUUAUACUCAAGGGUAAGACUAUGUCGAAACUCCAUUAAAUUUUAGCGGGUCUGUGUAUGUAAUCUGCAAUCUAGUCCAGACAGCUAUAAGCCAAGAAGUGAUUUGACACACAAGUAAUAAGAUAACGGAGUUUUCUUCAUAUAAAUACCUAACAAAUGUUUGUAUUUGACAGGUUUUUUACUUGGAAAUAAAAUAAAAUGGUCUAGUAAA
Cydia pomonella (codling moth) is the source of this 5383-nucleotide messenger RNA. RefSeq names its product dystroglycan 1 (gene Dg). The record is from RefSeq and is a predicted model, not a curated record. Lineage: Eukaryota; Metazoa; Arthropoda; Insecta; Lepidoptera; Tortricidae. Gene Ontology annotation, biological process: axon guidance; nerve development; morphogenesis of an epithelium. Bases 344 to 3676 code for a protein of 1110 amino acids. Gene Ontology annotation, molecular function: laminin binding; calcium ion binding. The transcript has 21 exons. Gene Ontology annotation, cellular component: dystroglycan complex; dystrophin-associated glycoprotein complex; sarcolemma.